Molecule: messenger RNA, 6253 nt
Organism: Numida meleagris (helmeted guineafowl)
Lineage: Eukaryota; Metazoa; Chordata; Aves; Galliformes; Numididae
Gene: PHACTR4
Product: phosphatase and actin regulator 4
Exons: 13
Coding region: 2486-4840 (784 amino acids)
Biological process (GO): neural crest cell migration; actin cytoskeleton organization
Molecular function (GO): actin binding
Source: RefSeq, a predicted model, not a curated record
UGGGCAUUGGGACUUCCCAUUGGCGUUUCAAGCCGGGAGCGUUUUGGGGCUUCCUGCAGUGACUGCUGAUGGGCUGGGAAGGAAAACGCCCGGUAUUGCUGGGCUCCGGCUGCGGGGAUGGGAUAACGCAAGAGUCCUUAACGAGCCGGCGGCUGAAUCAUGGAACGUAAACGCCUGAGUCACUGGAGAUGAAUGCGGUGUUUCACGUUGGUGCAAAGUGCGGUGUGAACAGCAGUGCCUCUAUUAGGGCAGCUAAUGAGGCUUGUGCUCAGGACGGGUUUCGUUAGGUUUUGAGGUGACCCAAUCCGGAAGAGUUCCUCCUGCGGAGUGCAGGGGCAGAGCGGGAGCGCUGGGUUUUGAUGGGACUCUGCUCUGGAUGGAGGGGAAGUGAAACCUUGGAGGGGAGCUUUGCUGCACGACGUGCUCCACAUCUUGGGCAUUCCCUGCCCGUAACUGCCUCGUCCCAGGAGCUGCCUCUCCUGAAAUCCUGUGCAAUUCUCAGGAAAACGGCCUCUCAGGGCGAGCGUGGGGCAGCAGCCCGCUCUGCUUCCCCAUAGAAAGCUGCUUGCUAUUUCCAGCUCUCACAGCUUCACCCGUCCCCGCGGAGCAGAGGUGUUACUCUGCUUUCUGUGCUGUCAGAUGGCCCCAAUUUGGGGAACUGUGGACGUCUGUGGCUUGUCCUUGCUCCAGGCGUGGCUCUGCCUCUCACCUGGCUGUGCUUGGCUGGGGGGGCUGAGCUGUGGGGCUCUGUCUGCGGGCAGCUAAUUGGCUUUGCCCCGCGUCGUAUGGGGGAGCAAUGGGCUGCUCCCACACCAUCCCGAGGCAGGAGUCCGCGUGAAGAGCUGACGUUGCUUUUGGGUCGGAUUUCUGCUGUCCCGUGCUCUGUCGUCCUCCUCCCGGUGUUGUUCCCCCUGUAAGAGGAGUUGCAGCUGCUCUUCCUCCAGCGUCUGAAGCCCAAAGCAAAGCUGCAGUUUGAAAUGCAGCCCUGCAGCUCUUUGCUCCUCUGCAGGCAUCAUUGAGUGGCGAAGUCUUGGUGAUGGUUCGUGAGGCCUCACCAGUGAUGUGGGGAUGUGGAAGCGGCUCGCUGUGUGCUUUUGUGUGCUCGCAGCCCUAGUGUCAUGGUUCUAUGACUUUCGGUUAUUAGUAUUCCACAUCAUAACAUCAUGUAGUGUAUGUACCUGGUUCUGCUGCGCGCUCUUGGGUCGCUGCAAACACGGCACGAAGUGCUCUGGCCCCGUGCUCCCUGGAAGCGGGGCAGCUCUAGAGCAAGCGCAGUGCUCUGCAGCGGGGAGAUUCUUCCCCACCUCCUCCCCGGGUGGGCAGCUCAGCUGAUGUAGGCUUGGAGAAGGCUUCCAGCCUCCAAUCUCUGAACGUUGUGGGCCUUCACCGGCUGGCUCUGGCUUUAAAUGGCCUUCAAACGGCUUUGUGUCGAAGCAGAGAGCCUUGAAACGAGGCGGAGAGCGCACGCGAGUCCGUCUGUCCUCGUGGGGCUGGUCGGGAAGGCGGGCUGCCACCCGAGCACAGCGAUGGGGCCGGCGGUGGGUGGGUGAGAAGAGUCAGCCGUGCCGGGAACGUCGCUUCGGCUCGGCACGAGGGAGGUGGUGGAAUUUGCUGGUCCGCCCACGCCGCGGCCACUGCUCCUCGCUCCUCCACCUGCUGCCGCUGCCGGCGGAGGUGUGGGGUGCUCCUGCUCCCUCCCGUGUUGUUGCAGCUGCGUUUCAGCGGGGAGGAGCGGGCGCUGCGAGGCUCUGCCGGGUGUUUGUCGCUCAGGUGGAGGUCUCGGAUGUCACAACUGUCCCCUUCCCUCUUCCCGUGGGGCCGGCUCCCACCCCACACGUGGAUCGGGAGCUCCUUUGGGUUACUCGGCUUUGCUCCCAGCUGUGGGUCACCGAAAUCCGAACAAAUUCUGGUGGGGAAAAAAAGCAGAAAGAAUCCAUGUGGAUGCGCUUAAACUCUGCUGCGCUGCGAGGGGUGAGGGGAUGCUUGCAGCUGGAGCCGGCGAGACGUGACACAAAUGAAAAAGGCAUUCUCAUUGUCCUUGCCAAAGAUCAGUUCUCCUUGGUGAAAUUUACAUCAGAAGAUGCCCCCCCCCCCGCUCCCGCCUUCCUCCCAGUAACUUUAGUGGAUGGAGGAGUUAUCAUUAAACCCUAUUUUAUUGCACAUCUGCCCAGAUGCCCGCCAGCUCCGGCACUUCUUGAGCUCUCCUUUAACCUCGGGGCAGUGCAUCCCCUCUGUUGCUCAGGGCACCGGGCUUUCUCGCUCAGGUUGGUGCAUUUCGGGUUCGGGUUCGUGCCGCGGUGAAGCCCCAGCUCCCUCCUCGCUGCCGGCGCUGAGGAAGGAGCGAGGGGUGUUGAUGCUUGGGGUUGUGCAGCUAAGUGGCUGGAGCGUGGCUGUCUCCUCCCCUUCCUGAGCUUCAGCCCCAGCCAGCGCAGCUCUGGAAUGACAGGCAUUCCUGCGCCAGGGGAGCUGGCAUGGGCGCCUAUUUAUGAGAAUCAAGUGCCUGGGGAACGGGGAGCGGGACCCGCGUGGCCCACGGGCCGCCCCACGGCUGCCUCUGCUCCUGCAGCUCCGCUCACACCGUGCCGGACCCCCCGGCCCCGGGCAUGGAGUGACCCAUUCGGAGGAGCCCGGUGCUCUCCCAGGGUUUGGAUUUCUUCCUCUCUCCUCCCGCCGCCUCCCGGAGAGCGGCUUGGGAAGGGACCUCAUGGGGCAGCCGCGCUUCUCGAGACCGGUCCAUCCAGCUGCUGAGCCUGAGGAGGUGGAUCACCCCCCGAGUGAUGCGGGCAUGGGGGUCGACGUUCUGGAAUCGGGGGACACCACGCCUCCCACCAAGAGGAAAAGCAAGUUCUCAGGCUUCGGCAAGAUCUUCAAACCUUGGAAGUGGAGGAAAAAGAAAAGCAGCGACAAAUUUAAGGAGACUUCAGAAGUUUUAGAACGAAAGAUUUCUAUGCGAAAGCCGAGAGAGGAGCUGGUAAAAAGAGGGGUUCUGCUGGAAGACCCUGAGCAGGAUGGUGAAGAAGCAGACAAGGUGAAUCCGUCUGCGCUGAAGAACGGCCACACGGUGCCCAUCGGUGGCCCCGGGGUCGGUAACCAGCACAGCCAGGAAGAGGAGACCACGAGGCCAUCCAGCCUUCGGAAGUCUGUUCUGGUUGAGGAACCGAAGAAAAGACACGGUUCGUCCAGCAGCCACCCUGGUUCGGAAUCGGAGCCGCCUCAGGAGCCACACGUUCCCCGACAGCCUCUGCUUCCCCCCAAAAGGCCCCCGUCCACCUCCCAGGAGGCAAACGAACCGCAGGGAAAGGAUCCCACGCCUGCCAGCAGCGCUGCAAAAACUGCCCCCUCCAGCUCGGCCCCCGCUGUGGCAGUGACAGUCAUUUCCACAGCCACCCCUUCCCCGGCCCCCAGGACUCUGCCCCCUGUUCUCACCGGUGCCAACACUACUGCUCCUACGAGUACAGCCAGCACAGCCCCUGCCAAGCAGCCUCCCGUGCCCCCCCCCAAACCCACCAACAGGAACAGCAGCUCCGUCAUAGCGGAACUAUCUCAAGCAAUAAACAGCGGCACGGGCCUGUCCAAGCCUUCCCCUCCUCUCCCACCGAAGAGAGGCCUCGUGCCUACCAACCCGCCGGAGGCAGCCCUCGCCUCCAAGCCCCCAGGUGACCGGACAGUGACAGCGAGCCGCCCCACGCUGCUACCGAUGCCCAUGACCCCCACGUACCCACCGCCCUCGCCGUCCCCCCCGCUGCCCACGCACAUCCCUCCGGAGCCUCCACGCAUGCCCCUGCCCAGUUCCACCCCUAUCUCGGAUGCCCCUCGCUCCCUGGACCUGCCCAAAGAGACCCCCCCUCCUCCCAAAGACUUCAGGUCCCUGGAGGUGUCGAAGCGGAUGGCGGAGCAAGGCUUCGGCGAACCUCCCGCGCUGCCCCGGCUGCCCCAAAUCCCGCUGCACAUCCGGAUCCAGCAGGCCCUGGCCAGUCCCCUGCCCGUCACCCCCCCCGCCGAGGGCUCGCACAGAGCUCACUCGCUGCUCUUUGAGAACGAUGGCUUCGGGGAGGACAACGGCACGCUGGGCAGGACGAGGUCCCUGCCGGUCACCAUCGAGAUGCUGAAAGUUCCAGACGAUGAGGAAGAGGAAGAGGAGGACCAGGAAGAGGAGCAGCAUUCAGGCCCUCGUGUGUAUAUUGGGGACGUGCCGUCCAUCACCAUCAUCCCCAAGCUGGUGCCCCAGGUCCUGCCAGAGGAGCAGGAGGGGGAGGAAGGGAUGAGUGACUCUGACUCGGAGGGGCCCAUCCUGUACAAAGAUGACGAGGAGGAUGAGGAAGAAGAUGAAAGCCAUAACAGCACGCUGGCUAACAAAGUGAAGAGGAAAGACACGCUAGCUAUAAAGCUGGGGAAUGCCACUACGGUGCAGGAAGAAAAGAUUGUCUUCCCUCGGAAAAGCAAAGAGGAGUGGAAUGAAAUUCGGCACCAGAUCGGGACGACGCUGAUCAGGCGACUGAGUCAGAGGCCCACAGCAGAAGAACUGGAGCAGAGGAACAUACUUCAACCGAAAAAUGAAGCUGACCGUCAAGCUGAGAAGCGAGAGAUCAAACGCAGGCUCACCAGAAAGCUCAGCCAAAGGCCUACGGUGGCAGAGCUGCAGGCCAGGAAGAUCCUGAGGUUUAACGAGUAUGUGGAAGUAACAGAUGCUCAAGACUACGACCGGCGAGCAGAUAAGCCAUGGACAAAGCUUACGCCUGCUGACAAGGCUGCCAUCCGGAAGGAGCUAAAUGAGUUUAAGAGCUGUGAAAUGGAAGUCCAUGAGGAGAGCAAGCAGUUCACACGGUACCACCGACCAUAAUCUUCCAAGAGGGAGCAAGAGACCCAAGAGGACUGGAAGUUCUCUGCAUCCCUCUCCUGGGCAAUACAGCGAGGGCAGAACCUCAACUCUUCCAAGAUUUGCCUUCAAAACGUCUCCAAAAAAAGGGCUUUCAGCCAGGGAAGGGGGAUCCUGUCUGAAUGUAGCAUUUCACUGGAACAAACACGUCUCGAGUGCCAUCAGGCUGGAACUGAACACUAUACCUCGCACAGCUCAGCAAUACGCCUCUCCUCCGGCGCCAGCAUCUCUGCCACACCGUGCACAUGCAAGCAAACGGUUCCUUCCCCAGCUCCCUCCCCGUGGUGCCAGGCCCAGUUCUCAGCUGUACAUACUCCUUUUGGGAGCAACCCCUUUGUUUCCUCCUCCUUACCGAGAGGAGAAAAAACCAGCUGGCAGCUCUGGUUGCUGGAGAGCUGAGGAAUGGAAGGCGGAUGUGCUAGGAGGCACGUGUGUAUAUUUGCUGUGUACAGAGCCCCGUGCGGACGCUGUCCUGGCAGACAACUGACAUGUGACUCGUCAUUUUUUUGGCUUUGCUUGCGUCCGUCGUUAUCUUUCAUGUCCUGAAUCACUACUGACCAACGGUUUGUUGUCCUGGAAGGGAAUUGUAUAGAUAUUAACAUGCUGCGUCUUUUUUUUUUCUUUUCUUUUUGUAAAAAACACAAAAAAACCUACAAAAAAUAAGCAAAAAGAAAACACAAAUGUAUAAAACAUUCCCUCCCCACUCUCUCACGCUCGCUGUGAUGCUCAUGGAUCUUGUCUUGAGAUAACUAUGCUCACUUAACACAUUACAGAACCGGGAAAUGACUGUUGCCUUUUAAGAAUUUUUUAAUUUGGGGAAGCUGUGAUAGCAGUCUUUUUAUUGUGGCUUCCUCUCAGAUGUUUUUUUUUUUUACUCUGCAAAUCAGGGUGAAACUUGCCUUUUCUCAUUUUUACAGCAAAACCUACUGGAAACUUGAUGAUUUCACUGUGUGGGUGGAAGGGGGAGGGCGGGGUGGGUGGGAGAAGAGGUUGAAAAAGUGACCUUAAAAUAGACAUUCUUUCUCUUCUGAGAAUCUCAUAUUGGUUCGUCCGGAACGUUGGGUUUAUAUUCAAAUCCGGUCUGGGCCACCGCUGUAUCAUGCACAAAACGAACCCACACGUGGGAUGCCACUGAGCAUGAAGGGAGUAUCACAGGACUACAGGGGUGUGGGAAUGGAAAGGCCCGGCCUUGUUCAGCCCGUUCUGGGCCGCCCGGAGCCGGGCAGGGCUGGGCCCGGCUGUGCCAACGCCUGCAGGAGGGUGCGCGGCCCUCACAGCUUCCCCGUGUACAGUACGGCUGUAGACUUAAAUCAUUGCGUUGUAUAUCUGUCUCCUCAACAGAUUUUAAUUAUUGAAUAAAAGUAUUUUAGGAUUUUU